AUGGGAGAUCCGCCAAACAUCGACCGCGGUACGCGUGUUGUCAAGAUUACUGUGGGCCGAGGCAUUGAGCAGCGAGAAUUUACCGUCCACAGAGACCCCUUGUGUGCAUCCUCUGAGUUCUUCGAACGCGCCUUCUCAGGAGAGUUCAGCGAAGGGAAAAACCAAGGAAUGAAGUUGCCCGAGGAAGAGCCACAAGUGUUCGCUUUCUUCGUCGACUGGCUUUAUACAGGAAAGGUCGCCCGCAAGAAUUGGGCAUUCAAGGUUGCAAAUCAGCGCUGGCAUGAAGAUUUCCUCUGGCUUAUGGUGUACCGUAUGGCUGAUCGUUUUCUGAGCCCUGCACUGCAAGUCCUGGCAUACCGUCAGCUCACAGACGUCUUCUCCCUUUCACCCACAAUCCCGUCUCGCGACUUCAUCUUCUCGCUCUUCUCUGGAGCCAGUCCUCUCGCCAUGCAAAGGCAUGUGGUCGAACAUGUGGCCUACUGGCUCAGCAAGUCGCAAGAGAAGGAAGAUUGGGGUCGGCUCUUCGUCGUUCAUGAAAAGUUCUGCCUCGAAAUGGCACUAGCCAUGAUGCGCGCUCAGGCCAAAGGACAUGCUCUCAUACACCCAUCGAAUCAAGAGCGGUUCGCGGAAAGGCAUGGCUUGGAUCUUCGGGUUAUGGAAGCACGGGCGAGAAAGGCUGAUGAUGUCUCUCCAAAGCUUGCAGGAAAAUUACUGCACCGUGCGAAGCUGAGUGAGUAA
This is a messenger RNA of Fonsecaea multimorphosa CBS 102226, 738 nucleotides long. RefSeq lists its product as uncharacterized. Bases 1 to 738 code for a protein of 245 amino acids. NCBI's taxonomy places the organism in Eukaryota, Fungi, Ascomycota, Eurotiomycetes, Chaetothyriales, Herpotrichiellaceae. Gene Ontology annotation, molecular function: protein binding. The record is from RefSeq and is a predicted model, not a curated record. The transcript has a single exon.